AUGGCGCGUGUGGAGGCGCUGAGCAUGAGCGGCCUGUCGGUGAUCCCGGUUGAGUACGUGCGGUCGAUGGAUGAGCGUCAGAGCCUGGGGGACGCCUACGACCAGGCGGCGGCCAGCUGGUCCACGGCGGGCUGCCAGCGUAUCCCCAUCGUCAACGUGGCCCCGUUCGACGGGGCCGACCCGAGCUCUCCGGCGAGCGCCGCUGUCGUCGACGCCGUUCGCGCGGCCGCGGAGGACUGGGGCGUCAUGCACGUGGCCGGCCACGGCAUCCAGGACGAUCUGAUCGACGCGCUGCGCGGUGCUGGGACGGGGUUCUUCGGCAUGCCGAUCGCCAACAAGGAGGCCUACGCCAACAACCCGGCGGCCGGGAUAUUGGAGGGCUACGGCAGCCGGCUCGCGGGCUCCGCCGGCGAGGACGGGAAGAGGGAGUGGGAGGACUAUUUGUUCCACCAGCUCCACCCCGACGCACGCGCCGACCACGCGCGCUGGCCGGCUCACCCACCAGAGUACGUGCCCGUCACGAAGAGCUUCGGGGAGCGCGUGAGUGAGCUGGCGGCCCGGCUCCUCGCCAUCCUCUCCCUCGGGCUCGGCGUCCCGGCGCCAACGCUAGAGCGCCGCCUCCGCCUCAGCGACGAAGAAGUCGCCGUCGAGGACGAUCUGCUGCUGAAGAUGAAGAUCAACUACUACCCGCCGUGCCCGCAGCCCGAGCUGGCGGUGGGUGUGGAGGCGCACACCGACGUCUCCGCGCUCUCCUUCAUCCUCACCAAUGGUGUACCGGGCCUCCAGGUCCUUAACAGUGCCGGGGCAUGGGUCACCGCGCGCGAUGAGCCCGGAACCCUCGUGGUCCACGUCGGUGACGCGCUCGAAAUCCUCAGCAACGGGCGGUACACAAGCGUGCUCCACCGCGGGCUGGUCAACCGCCGUACCGUGCGCAUCUCAUGGGUGGUCUUUGCCGAGCCGCCACCCGACUCCGUGCGGCUGCGGCCGCUGCCGGAGCUCCUUGUGGACGGCGCCGAGCCACGCUUCGAGCCGCGCACCUUCAGGCAGCACCUGGAAAACAAGGUCCUCAAGAAGAAGGAUUAA
This is a messenger RNA of Triticum turgidum subsp. durum (durum wheat), 1083 nucleotides long. The record is from the annotation of a GenBank genome assembly. Lineage: Eukaryota; Viridiplantae; Streptophyta; Magnoliopsida; Poales; Poaceae.